Messenger RNA from Salpingoeca rosetta, 915 nucleotides. RefSeq lists its product as uncharacterized. NCBI's taxonomy places the organism in Eukaryota, Choanoflagellata, Craspedida, Salpingoecidae. The transcript is spliced from 9 exons. The coding region runs from base 1 to 915 and encodes 304 amino acids. The record is from RefSeq and is a predicted model, not a curated record.
AUGGAGGCCCAGCUGUUUAACCGCUGCGUCCUGAAGUUAAACACAGCGCAAUCUCCACAGCUGGCACUCGCGCACCUCUACUCGGAGACCGUGCGACUCAAGAACAAGUUGAGCGAGCUGCAGGAUGUGCAGGAGGGCGAGCGUGAUAAUUGGCAGAGCGCAUACGAUGAACUUCACACCGCUAUUGACGAGGGGCUGCAGCAAGAGCGAACCGUCAUCUCAUUUGGUCGUGCUCUGCUGCUUGCCAAGGACCGCCGCCUGGCAGAUCUUCAAGCCGCGGCUUCGCGAGCUGAAAGCCGCGUGGGAUCACUGGAGAGCGCAGCGACGUCUCAGCCGCAGUCGCAAUCACAAUCACAGUCACAGUCACGGCCACACUCUCGGCAGUCACACUACUCGACUCCGUCCCUGCCAUCCUCGCACGAAGCCUCCAGCGUGGCGACACAGCACGUCCAACGCACGCAGCAGUCACGCACCCCCGCAUCCACCCCAGCAUCUCGACCAUCCACUGCCAACACAACUGCCAGCACAAUGUCGCCGUCACAGGCGCUCCGCCCAUCCCUCCAAUCGUCCGCGUCGACCGAUCUUGAUCUCGCCCCAUCUCCUGUUCGCGCCGCCACAUCCCCGCGCAAGAAGAGGUUCAUCCGCCGAACGGGAACAAUCGGUACACUGACGCGCAAAGCCGGAGGAGGUGGAGGAGGGGCGAAUGCGUCUGGAAGGACAACAGCGGCAGCUUCUUCCACAACAUCGGCGUCGUUUGUGAAGAGUCUUCACUUCAGUCGUGACAGACAAGCGGAUGAUGAUGGCGCGGAGACGACCAAGCGACCCAAGAUCACGCCAGCAAAGGACGCGGUUGUUGCUGCAGAUCCGAGUGCAGUGAGUCCACAGGACGACGAGCGGCUGCUGGAGGAAUUGUAA